GAUUCUUUAUGGGGUUUUAGUGCGUGCAUUACAUGCUUGUUUACAUUUUCUAAUUUUGUUCUCACAGUGAAUUUUUCUUUCGUUCUUAAACAUUUUACAAUGUCAAAGAACAGCUCAAAUACCUCCAGUUCUGAACAAGAAGCUUCAGAAGUUUCAGAAGCUUCAGAAGUUACAACGAAAAGACGGAAAUUGGAUCAUGAGGACCUCUAUUUGGCCGACUUACCCAACUCUGAGUCUUAUGAAAAGAGCUACAUGCACAGGGAUACAGUUUCUCAUGUUGUGACAACAAAAACGGAUUUUAUAAUAACAGCAAGCAUCGAUGGCCACAUUAAAUUCUGGAAGAAAAUAGAGGAAGGAAUUGAAUUUGUGAAGCAUUUCCGCAGUCAUUUAGGUGCAAUUACCAGCGUAUCUGUUGACUGCCAAGGAAAUCUCCUGGCCACAGCAUCCAUGGAUAAGAGUAUCAAAGUUUAUGAUGUCCCCAACUUUGACAUGAUCAACAUGAUAAAGGUGGAUUAUGUGCCAAGAUGCACGGAAUGGACGUACUCCGGAUCUGAUGUUAUAUCCAGUUUAAUGGUAACCGAUGCAGACUCCAACCUAAUUUUUGUCUACGACGCUAAAGGUGAUCACAAACUUCUCUAUACCUUUGACAAAUUACACACAGCUCCCGUGAUAAUUUUAAGGUAUAAUCCGGUGUAUGAAGUUGUGAUCUCUGUGGAUGUAAAAGGAAUUUUGGAGUACCGCACUGGACCUAAAGGUGAAUUCACCUUCCCGAGCAAAAUUGUUUCGUUCAACUCAAAGCUAGACACGAGCUUGUUUGAGUUUGCUAAACAAAAAACCAUCGUCUCUAGUUUGGAAUUCUCAGAGGAUGGGAAGAAAUUCGCCACACUCUCCCUUGAUCGAAUGGUCCGGGUAUUUGCCUUCCUCUCGGGACGCUUGCUGCGUGUCUUCGAUGAAUCCUUGGCGAGAUUCUCGGAGCGUCAUCAGGAGCACCCGAGACUGCCAAAUAUGGAAUUUGGUCGUCGAAUGGCCAAUGAGAAGGAUCUUGAAAAAUCAGAUAAACUCUCCCAGGCAAAUGUUAUAUUCGAUCGAAGUGGCCACUUUAUUCUCUACUCAACCAUGCUGGGAAUAAAACUGGUCAACAUUGAUACAAAUAAGUGCGUGAAGAUCCUUGGCAGUAGUGACAACAUUAGGCCAUUGCACAUUUCGCUGUAUCAGGGAAAAAUACGUCGGACUAAGGGAGCAAUUACAUUCGAACAGGAAGCUUCAGAGAAUCCCACACUUCAAUCAAUUGCCAAUGAUUCCACCUUAUUCACAACGGCUUACAAGAAACAACGCUUUUACCUCUAUAGUCGACGUUCUCCACUUUAUGUUCAAAAUAGUGAGCGUGACAUCUUCAAUGAGAAGCCCUCAAAGGAGGACAUUAUUUCCGUAUCUGAUGCUCAGAGCAGCCAGGUCAUCUAUGACAAUGCUACAAUCCACACAACCAUGGGGGAUAUCUAUAUAAAACUCUUUGGCAAUUUAUGCCCCAAAACUGUUGAGAAUUUCUGCACACACAGCAAAAAUGGAUACUACAAUGGUCACAUUUUCCAUCGCAUCAUCAAGGGAUUUAUGAUCCAAACUGGAGACCCAACAGGAACGGGGACGGGUGGAAAAUCCAUUUGGGGUUCAGACUUCCAAGAUGAAUUUGUGGCCACGCUGAAACACGAUAAACCCUACACGGUUAGCAUGGCAAAUGCUGGACCCAAUACAAAUGGGAGUCAGUUCUUUAUAACUGUCCUCCCGACUCCGUGGUUGGACAACAAACACACGGUGUUCGGGCGCGUUCUCAAGGGUAUGGAGAUUGUGCAGAAUAUCUGUAAUGUGAAAACAAGUCCCAAAACGGAUAAACCCUAUGAUGACAUUAAGAUUGUUUCAAUAAAACUACAUUAAAAGACAUUUAUUUCAACAAAUCCUCAAUGAGAUGUUAGAUGGAGAAAUAAAUUGAAGAAAAAAAGAGUUUAAGGAGAAA
Messenger RNA from Lutzomyia longipalpis, 2008 nucleotides. RefSeq names its product peptidylprolyl isomerase domain and WD repeat-containing protein 1. The transcript has 5 exons. NCBI's taxonomy places the organism in Eukaryota, Metazoa, Arthropoda, Insecta, Diptera, Psychodidae. Gene Ontology annotation, molecular function: protein binding; peptidyl-prolyl cis-trans isomerase activity. The record is from RefSeq and is a predicted model, not a curated record. Bases 100 to 1929 code for a protein of 609 amino acids. Gene Ontology annotation, biological process: protein peptidyl-prolyl isomerization.